Messenger RNA from Hibiscus syriacus, 1164 nucleotides. RefSeq lists its product as uncharacterized. Bases 1 to 1164 code for a protein of 387 amino acids. The transcript has a single exon. Lineage: Eukaryota; Viridiplantae; Streptophyta; Magnoliopsida; Malvales; Malvaceae. The record is from RefSeq and is a predicted model, not a curated record.
AUGGAUUCUGGUAACAGUAGUAGCAUGCAGUCUUCAAGCGGCGGUGGUGAUGACGAGUAUGACUCAGUCUCGAGGCCUGAGUCAGUCCCAGUUUUUUUUAGCAGUUCAGGCCAUUUUCAUCCCUUAUCAAAUCAACACCCUUCACUCGUCGUCCACCACCAAGAUCAGCCGUUCACUUUCUUUGAUCCUUCUGCAAAUUAUCUCAACAAUCCUUUCUCUCUAUCUCCGACGAACAACUCGCUGCUGAAUUUUGACGGGGUUAGACCUCGGAUGAGCCUAAGAUCUGAACCCAACACCAUUGACCUCGGUCACCUAUCGAGCCAGUCUAUAUUAGGCUCACAUUGUCUUAAUCAAGGUCCAUUCCCGGGCUCAUCGUUGGUGCAACCUAGGUCAGUUCAUGAAAAUGGUGUAAGAACUUCAACACAAUCUGAUCAAACCACAAGUGCUGUAAAGAACCCCAAGAAGAGGACAAGAGCAUCAAGGAGAGCACCGACAACAGUUCUCAGCACCGACACAACGAAUUUUAGAGCAAUGGUGCAAGAAUUCACCGGCAUCCCAGCACCACCGUUUGCGGGCUCGUCGUAUUCUCGAAGACUUGACCUUUUCAUAUCUGGCUCAGCCUCACGGUUCAGUCAUUUGGAACCAUUGGGUUCUUCUCUCUACCCUAUACGUCCCUCGGCUAAAAGGGUCCAGACGACUCCAUUCGCAUCCUCGUCUUCUCCUUCAUUGUUAAACGAUCCCUUACUUGCUGCUGCUAAUACAAGCACCACCACCAUUGCCAAUGCAUUCAAUCCUAGUUCCAGUAACUAUCAAAUUCCUUCAGAUGUAGGCUUACUAAAGCAGCCUCAUAUUUCCAACUUUCAGAACCAGAGCCAAACCCUAUUGCUCCAGUCCUUCCUAGACCCGCCUCCUCCUUUACACCCAUCUCUCGGUUUGCCUGGUUUCGGUGUGAAGUCCCAGGGAAGCUCGGCCAUUGAUGAAUUGGGGUUUCGCCAUGGUAAUGCAAGCCUCGGUAGCUUACAAAAUCAUUUAACACCAGAAGCUGAACGUUCAAGGAACGAGCGCAACUGGAGUGAUCAUGGUGUUCGACUAAACGAUGGACUGGAAAACGUUUCUUCAAGAGCAGAAGGUACUGUUGGUUCAUGGAUUUGUCCUGCAGAGUAG